AUGGCCCCUGAAGAAAAGCCAAAGGAGAAGACAGCUCAAAGAGCGAUAAAGAAGAUCCGGACAGCCUCUCUGGUUAUUAGCUUAGCUCGAGGCUGGCAGCAGUGGGCCAAUGAGAAUAGUACGAAGCAAGCCCAAGAACCUUCAGGGUGGCUGCCUGGUGGAGCUAAAGAGGCUGGUGGGUCACCCAAAGAGAACAAGAAUACAGAACUAUUAGAGCCCUUCCAGGAGAAACAAGGUAUAGGAGCAGGUCAGAGGAGCCUACUGGCAAAGCCAUUUUGCAAUAGAGACAGGGAGUGUUUAAACAACCUUCCUGAUGAUGAACCCGGGGAGACCCACAUUAAAAGGAAGGAGGUAACCAAAACAGUGGUCAACAAAGUCUAUGAGCGAGGAGGGGACAUGAGCCUUCUCAGCCACAGAUAUGAGAAUGAUGGGACCAACUGUGAAUCAUGGCAGGAAGGAAAAUACUUGAAUCACAUUGACAAGAUCCUGAACAGCCAUACUUCCCCAACCAGGAGGAGGAAGUGCUUGAACCUGGUGUCAGAACUGACCAAAGGCUGGAAAGAAAUAGAACGAGAGGAACCCACUAGCCGCAGUGAUAGCAUAGACACUGAGGACAGUGGCUAUGGAGGGGAUUCCUCCGAAGAGCGGCUAGAGCAGGAAGUCAACAAGCAAGAAGGAGACCACGUGAUUGCAGCCAGGAUUAAACGACCCAUGCCUUCCCAGGCUAGCCGGUUUGCAGAGAAUCUCAGCAGCAAGGCUCAGAGGAAAUGUAGCCAAGUGAACAGCAUGAAGGGGAGAUGGCAAAAAUGGGCUGAUGAGCAUCUGCAGUCUCAAAAGCUGAAUCCCUUUAGCGAAGAGUUUGAUCACGAGCUGGCCAUGUCCACCCGCCUGCACAAAGGGGAUGAGGGCUAUGGGCACCCCAGAGAGGGGACAAAAACUGCUGAACGGGCCAAACGAGCAGAAGAACACAUCCACCGGGAAGUCAUGGGUCUGUGCUUUAUCAUCAGAACAAUGGCUCGCUGCGGACGGGAUGGCAAAAUCCAAGUCACCUUUGGGGAACUCUUUGACAGAUACGUACGGAUUUCUGAUAAGGUGGUGGGCAUCCUCAUGAGAGCCAGGAAACAUGGACUUGUUCACUUUGAAGGAGAAAUGCUAUGGCAAGGCCGAGAUGACCAUGUGGUGAUUACACUCCUGGAGUGA
Messenger RNA from Vombatus ursinus (common wombat), 1200 nucleotides. It is a transcript of the gene ABRA, whose product is annotated as actin binding Rho activating protein. Gene Ontology annotation, molecular function: actin binding. Gene Ontology annotation, biological process: positive regulation of Rho protein signal transduction; positive regulation of transcription by RNA polymerase II. Bases 1 to 1200 code for a protein of 399 amino acids. The record is from RefSeq and is a predicted model, not a curated record. The transcript is spliced from 2 exons. Gene Ontology annotation, cellular component: sarcomere. Lineage: Eukaryota; Metazoa; Chordata; Mammalia; Diprotodontia; Vombatidae.